Insectozyma verbasci is the source of this 1527-nucleotide messenger RNA. NCBI's taxonomy places the organism in Eukaryota, Fungi, Ascomycota, Pichiomycetes, Serinales, Debaryomycetaceae. The record is from the annotation of a GenBank genome assembly.
AUGUCAAAUAAUAAGAGUAAAUUAUCAGAAGAAAGGUUGAUAUAUCAAAGAAAAGAUUUGCUACAAGCACAAUUAACAAAUGAGGGUAUUUCAAUAUCUGAACAAUCUUUAAUCCAAGAAAAUUCUCAAUCUUCAUACUGCUGCUUUUCUAACAAUUCAAAUAUAAGUACAACAGUUUCCUACUUUAUUCCGUUUAAAAAUAUAUUAUAUACUAGAUUUGCAGAUUUGGAAAAUGAUGAUAAUGAGAUAAUUUUAACUUAUGUCAAACCUAUAUCUGAUUUGAAUCAAAAACAAAAUCUACAAAUUCAAGAUAUAAAUAUUCAAAUACUUAAUGAUAUUUCACCUUCUCAGACUUCGCUAACAGAUUAUAUAUUACAAAAAGCAUAUCCAAAUAACUUUAUUCACCCAUCAAUACUCAUUUUAAUAAAUCCUCACGGUGGUCAAGGAAAAGCGAAAACCAUUUAUAAUGAACAAAUAUUGCCUGUUUUAAAAGCUGCUGACGUAAAUAUCACAUAUUGUGAGACGGAAUAUUCUGAACAUGCAACUGAUAUUGCUAAGGAUCUUGAUGUUUCAAAAUUUGACAUUGUUGCGUGCUGUUCUGGUGAUGGUAUACCACAUGAAGUUAUAAACGGGUUCUAUAACAAACCAGAUAUGGGAGUUGAAGCAUUUAAUAAAAUUGCAGUUACUCAAUUACCUUGCGGGUCAGGAAAUGCAUUAAGUUUAAGUACUCAUGGAUCAAACAAUGCAAGUAUUGCAACAUGGCAAAUGCUCAAGGCUAAGAAGACCAAAAUUGAUCUAAUGGCAGUUACGCAAGAAAUUAAGAAUGAACAAGUUACUAAGUUAUCAUUUUUAAGUCAAUGUUAUGGUAUGAUUGCUGAUUCAGAUAUUGGAACUGAACAUCUAAGAUGGUUAGGACCAAUUAGAUUUGAUUUGGGAGUUGUUCAUAAAGUUUAUACUGGUGCAGAGUAUCCAUGUGAAGUAUAUGUUAAAUAUUAUACACAAGAUAAAUCAGCUAUAAGAAGUCAUGUAAAUGAACAUUUAAGAAAAGAGAUAUCAAAAGAACAUGCAGUUACUAAGGAGGACUUAAAUACAUCUGGUCCUAAUUUAAGUGAUUCAAUUCCUAAUGACUGGGAUAAAUUACCAAAUGAAAUCACAUCAAAAUUAAACAUUUUCUAUGUUGGUAAAAUGCCUUAUGUUUCUUCAGAUACACAAUUUUUCCCUGCAGCAUUACCAAAUGAUGGAUUCAUGGAUUUGAUAAUAACAGAUACAAAUACAUCAAAGUUAGAUCAAACUUCAAUCUUGUUAUCUGUAAGUAAAGGUGAACAUAUUAAUAAUGCAAAAGUCCUACAUGCAAAAAUUACAAAUUAUAGAUUAAUUCCUAAAAUUGAUGCCAAAAAUCAUUAUAUUUCAAUUGAUGGUGAAAAUUUUCCAUUCAAACCAUUACAAGUAGAAGUACUACCAAAGAUACUAACUGGUUUAUUACAAGAUGGCAAAUUUACCGAUACGCAUUUAACUAAAAAUAUAUAA